CGGGGGGACGAUCAGAAUCGUAGUAACUGCUCGCGGAUCGCACACAUAUCGCGUCGCGUCGAAAUUAAUUAUAGAGCUAUCUUUAUAACUACCAGUAAUUAAAAUACAAUACAAUACAAAUAUUCUUUAUUGCUCACCAAUAUGAAAGAACAUAAUGACAUACAACUUAGACUAUGGUAGACAACGGGCGAUCUUAUCGCUAAAGAGCGAUCUCUCUUCCAGACAACCUUAGGGUACUAGUGUUUACAGUCCGCUAUAGUUUUAUUUGGCAGUCUAGAUCUCCUAGAUUCAACGUACUACACGAAUUAGGCACUAGACGCAACAUAUGUGUGCGCGAGCCGUUAUUUCGAUUCUGACCGUCCCCUCGCGGAGCGGGCCCGGGCUCCGUCGCCGGCUAACUGGUCCGGUGACGUGACGGUUGACGUCAUCGCUGUUGCUCAGAGGGUCUACCGCGAACCACGUUCGACGUGUUGCCUCUCUGUCGCACUUGUGAAUUCGUACGUAAGUGUGACAGGGAGGCAACACGUCGAACGUGGUUUGCGGUAGGCCCUCUGGAGUUAAUUCGAUGCGGCGGCGAGUUUGUAGCCAACAAUUUCACUCAUUUUACUAGCUAUGAGUAAGGUCUCCCGGUUCUGCUGAAGGUGUAGGCGACUCCAGCAGACUAGAACCGCCUACCUGCGUUAGUCCUGCGCAGUCGAGCGCCGUAAGCGGGGAUGAAGGAGUCCUGGGGGCUGAGUCGACCGGGGGUCGGGGUCAGUUACCCCCCUAGACAAUAUGCCCUUUUUGGUCCGGAUUUCAAGCGAAACGGUAGCCCUGUAGCUAGCCACUGCAGGGAAAUGGGGGGUUUUAUACGUUGCGGUCGUCCGCGGUAACGACACGGUUUAUCGGCAUGAUAAAGCAGGCGAUUAAAAAUUAUUGGAUCGUAAGCAGUCGCUUGUAUACUAUGAUCAAUAUCGUUCAUGAUUUACCGUUAGAGCGUUUUGAUGACAAAGAAGCAGAAAGUGCCUUUUUAUAUUUUUUAUGCAUAUCUUUAUUGUCCAAAUGAAAGCGUUCAUCAAAAAACAAAAUGACUUGAUAACUUUUUUAGCAGCUGUUUUUCUCCAAAGGUCAUCCGAUAUCUGAUCGGAUAAUGUAAAAAUGCUCUUACGGUUUACAGUAGCAUAGAAGCGACUAUGUCCUCACAUUUAUGUUCCCUACUUAUCGUGACGAUAAUUCGUGUGGUUGCGUUAGACGACGGUAUAAGUGUACAAACGCCCAAUGGACACGCGUCCCGUAUGGAUGAGGUGAUACGGUCCGCAGGCGAGAUGUGGGGAGGGUGUAGGUAAUAAACACUGGGGCUCGGCCAUGCUGACGGGGCAAGGGCGUGUGGAACCCCUGGGGUAAAUCGGAUCGUUUUCCCCAGCCACGCAUCUGCAGCUCCCGAUGUCGCGCAUGAGUCCCAACUCAACACAUCUAUACCUCUUUGGUAGUCCUGGUGUCGAAUGACAUCCCCAAAUGUGCGGGCUCCGUGGAGGGUGGGAAGCUCGAGAGGUGAAUUAUUAAGAAAAACAAUUAUGGAUGAACACAGAUCCCAAAACCCUGAUGCUUCUGCAGAAGCGAGAUUAAACAUGGACUCAGAUCCUGGCGAGGGCGACCGGAAGGAAAAACGUAUUGGCACGCAAGCAGACUUAAGCGGAGGGCGAAAACGCAAAGUCAUUCGUGCUGCCACUUUGUUCACGGUAAUGACAAAUCCCUUUACUGAAUUGACAUUAGAGCAAGCGGAAUAUAUUAAGGGUGCUCUCGAAAACUGUAUUAUGAGGCUUGCUGACGCACAGACUGAAGACACCUACUGGCCCACGUUCCUGGGAACACCAGGGUACAGUGAAUGUGUGCUCAAGCUGCGCUGCGAGGGAAUGAAAGACGUGGAAUGGCUGCAGAACACUGUAGCCACAAUAACCUCACCAAUCCCGGGUACUAGGCUAGUAGUUAAACGCCAAAGAGACAUCCCAAGAAGAUUAAAAUCAGCAGUCUUAUUACCACAUUGUUCGGACGACACCGAAACUAUCCACAACUUAUUGAUUACUCAAAACGAGUGGUAUAAGAUCAGCAAGUGGGCUCUUUAUAAAGCGGAGCGCACCGAGGAACCUCCAGGUACCUUGUUAGAGAUUGGUAUUCCAUUCGACGAGAUACCAACGGUGAUGGAAAGGGAAAGCAGGCUCUUGUAUAAAGAGGAGGUCGGUUAUAUCCGCUUUUUUGGGAAAAUGGGUGAGCUGCAAGAUAUGCCACCACCCUUUAUGUUAAGAUUAUUAGGAAUCGGGACCUCUGAUGGUUUAUCCAGGGCCGGACGUAGGGUGGAGCGAGUGGAGCGGCCGCUCUAGGCGCCGGUAGGGGAGCUGAGCGUCAAAGUUAGAACACGAUCCAAAGGCUGUCUGUCCGCCGGGAGAUAGACCUGAAGGCAUUUCUUAGGCGACGCAAAAAAUAAAAGCUGAGUUCCUCAUAAAGCCGAAGGCGCAGAGCAUCUCAGCGAAGCGCGUUGUUGUAUGAACCAAUGGACCGCAAGCGUGAUGAUGAGCGAGCUUCGAAGCCCUAAGAAACAGAAGGGCGCGUCCCACGUACCUUGGAACGCUAAGGGCCUCUUUCACAAUGUCCAAGUAAAAUCCUGGAUAAGCUACUAACCACUUAUCUGACGAAUAAAGAUGUCGUUGGCAUUUCACAAUCUUCAAAUAAGCUUAACUGGUUGAUAAAGUGCUAAGUUUUGCAGGAAGUUUUAUCUAGAGCAGAGCCCAACUGGGGAAGUACCUCCACCUUACAGAAAACCGCAGCCAAAUAACACUAGACCCUACUCAUAGUGUUGUGUUCCUGCCGGUGAGUAAGGUUGCCAAAGCUCAACGAGGGGGGGGGGGGAGGGGUGUUAGGGUCGGCAACGCGCAUGUAACUCCUAUGGAGUUGCAGGCGUACAUAGGCUGCGGAGAUUGCUUACCAUUAAAAAAAAUUAGCUAUCCGAUACUUUACUAGGACAUUGUGAAAGAGGCCCUUAGUGAUAAAACUAUGUAAUUGUUAUUUUAGGUAACUGAAUGAAUAUUUUUUUAUUUAAUUAUAUAUUACCUACCCGUUACACCUAGGUGGUUGUACGGUCGUCUGAAAAUAUCGGUACGUACAAAGUACCAAAAAUAUGUACACACUUCCCUAAUAUAUGGGCCAUAAGGUCGUGUAUACGUAUUUUUGUUGAUGUUUUCAGACGUGACUGUACGUACAGUUUGCCUUAUGCCUCGAAAACACUACAAUGUUAUAAUAUAAGUACUCACCCUAAAUGCGCCGCGGCGGGUGGAGUUCAAUCGAUAUAGCAAAUAAUGCAAGGGAACAAAUGUACCAGUAUUUAUUUAUUCGAAAAUCGUACUGGCCACCACAAGCUGAAUAUUGUCUAUGAAUAAAUAAAUAAAAAUAUAACUUUUUCUUUCCACAGUUGGACAAAUGUAUGAACAUUCAUUUUCAUUUUGAUUUAUUUUAAUAAAAUAGUGUUUCUA
Molecule: messenger RNA, 3503 nt
Organism: Cydia pomonella (codling moth)
Lineage: Eukaryota; Metazoa; Arthropoda; Insecta; Lepidoptera; Tortricidae
Exons: 2
Coding region: 1482-2357 (291 amino acids)
Source: RefSeq, a predicted model, not a curated record